CAUAUCUACAGAAAAGCUGAUGUUCCUUCCCAUUUCUUCCCGGAGUUCCGUCGUGAAUAGAUUCAGACAUAGUGCAAUGGGAAACGGGUCUUCGUAGAGCCAGGAGUUGAUCUCUGUUUCCAAUCAUACUUUCUGUUCAGACAAUGGCUACCCGUCCCUCGGAAGUACGCCGGAAAGAUAUCAAACGCGGGUGUACCACAACUCUUCAAAACAAAGAAGCAAAGCAAAAGCGAUCCAUGACUGAGAAAAUGACAGUGAACGAUAGAUCAACGAGUGCCAGCUGUUGGACCCUGCCAAUGAUGUGUAAAUACAUCGACUUCAGGAGAGAUGUGUUUCGUUGGUGGAGGCUUGACCACGUCGAAAAGGACUGGUCUACUUUUAAAAAGAACAGCAUAAAGUCUAUGCAAAAUUACUACACCGGCAUCAGCAGGAUUACUAUUGACAAAAGUACCCGAAGUAUGACUGAAGCGGAUGUUAAGCACGUCGUCUUCGGAAUGAUGAGUCCCCUGCUGGAAGAGCUUGGAUUGACGAUGAACGCCGAAGAGACGAUUGAUAUGAGCUGCCUGCCAUCCUGCAGGCUUGAUUACGUUUUGAAAGUUGGUGGCAUUCCUGUCGGCGCCAUCGAAGUUAAAUGCGCGGGCUCCUUCGACGAGAAUGCCUACGCCCAGGCAGUUAUUCAGCUGGUUGUCCUGCAGCAAUGGGCGUAUAAGAAGGGUCUUCAUUUCGAUGUGGAUAUGAUUGAAUAUAAAUCCAGAAGUGAAUGAAUACACAUGGCGGGCGUUUCUCUCCCCACUGAAGGAGAGGAAGAGGAAAAGAAAGAAGGCUGCUGGUGGAUUUGUGGAUGGCACAAUUGAAGGACCAACAUCCCUGUCACGAACAUUCGCCACAAAACUUGGUGAUAUUUAUUAUUUGAAACCAAAGGCACGAAUAUCAGAGGGAGUGACACAAUCAAACAAGAAAAACAAAGAGAGAACGGCACCAGUGACAUCAGAGGAUGGAUUACUAAAAACUUUUGAAAUUAGAUGACGACAAAACUGAACACACGAUCAUGGGAACCAAGGCCCAAGUUCCCACAACAGCACUAAGAGUAGGAGCAGGCACUGUUCACUCAGUCAUUCAAGUCAAGAACCUGGGGGUUAAGUUCUCCAACAAAAUGUAAACAGAGCUACAAGCACUUUCGUUAGAAUAGCAACGGUUCCCUUUCACAGAAUUUGAGUCAUACUGAGUUAUCUAUGCACAUUAUUACUCGGCAUUGUGUAUUCAAAAUGAUUUUAACUUUGGUAUUUAUGGAGUUUCAACACACAGUCAUGUAUGUUUCAGUAUUUUCAAUUGCGACCUUGUGUUGUUCAUACUCUUGGAUUGUCACAAAAAGAAUGUUUAAUUUAAUAGGGAAGCCUUUUAGGGCCAUGCUUUUAUUAUUUUUCUUGAAAUGUCAAGAUACUAGGUUGAAAUUACAAGAUAGAUAUUUAAUUGAAAGUUCAAGAAACUGAUCUUAAACUGUCAAGAGAAGAAGUUGAAAUUUCAACUUGAUAUCUUGAAAAAAUGUCCCUAAAAGGCUUCCGUAGUUAAGCUCAUUUAGCUUCUAUGUGUCUUCACAUAAUGAGAUUAUAUUUCGAUUAACUCAGGGUCUGUCUUUAUGGACAUGUAAUGCUACUGACUGCAUAUCAGGUGAGCUCCAGUAACUAUAGUAACGUUUUUCCGGCAAUACAGACCCUGUAAAUAAUUAUUCUUAUUGUGAAAGGAACAUUAUUGUUAUUGUCUUAGAGCAUCCGGUGUUUUAUAUUAAGCUGGUUGUGAAAACAGGACGCCGGCAAGAGCAUCCGGAGUUAUAUUUUGCUAUUUUUGAUAACAGUACGCCAGUAAGAGCACCCGGACUGAUAUAUUGGGCUAGUUGUGAUAACAGGACCCUAUAUCAGCACCCGGUGUCUUAUAGUAAUCUAAUUAUCAUAACAGGAUCAUGUAUUUACCACUAUGUAAGGACCCUGUAUCAGCACCCGGUGUCUUAUAGUAAUCUAAUUAUCAUAACAGGAUCACGUAUUUACCACUAUGUAAGGACCCUGUAUCAGCACCCGGUGUCUUAUAGUGAUCUAAUUAUCAUAACAGGAUCAUGUAUUUACCACUAUGUAAGGACCCUGUAUCAGCACCCGGUGUCUUAUAGUAAUCUAAUUAUCAUAACAGGAUCAUGUAUUUACCACUAUGUAAGGACCCUGUAUCAGCACCCGGUGUCUUAUAGUAAUCUCAUUAUCAUAACAGGAUCAUGUAUUUAUCACUAUAUAAGGACCCUGUAUCAGCACCCGGUGUCUUGUAGUAAUCUAAUGAUCAUAACAUGAUCACGUAUUUACCACUAUGUAAGGACCCUGUAUCAGCACCCGGUGUCUUAUAGUGAUCUAAUUAUCAUAACAGGAUCAUGUAUUUACCACUAUGUAAGGACCCUGUAUCAGCACCCGGUGUCUUAUAGUGAUCUAAUUAUCAUAACAGGAUCAUGUAUUUACCACUAUGUAAGGACCCUGUAUCAGCACCCGGUGUCUUAUAGUGAUCUAAUUAUCAUAACAGGAUCACGUAUUUACCACUAUGUAAGGACCCUGUAUCAGCACCCGGUGUCUUAUAGUGAUCUAAUUAUCAUAACAGGAUCAUGUAUUUACCACUAUGUAAGGACCCUGUAUCAGCACCCGGUGUCUUAUAGUGAUCUAAUUAUCAUAACAGGAUCAUGUAUUUACCACUAUGUAAGGACCCUGUAUCAGCACCCGGUGUCUUAUAGUAAUCUAAUUAUCAUAACAGGAUCAUGUAUUUACCACUUAGUCUAUGUAAGGACCCUGUAUCAGUACCCGGUGUCUUGUAGUAAUCUAAUGAUCAUAACAGGACCAUGUAUAUAUCACUAUAUAAGGACCCUGUAUCAGCACCCGGUGUCUUAUAGUAAUCUCAUUAUCAUAACAGGAUCAUGUAUUUACCACUUAGUCUAUGUAAGGACCCUGUAUCAGCACCCGGUGUCUUAUAGUAAUCUCAUUAUCAUAACAGGAUCAUGUAUUUAUCACUAUGUAAGGACCCUGUAUCAGCACCCGGUGUCUUAUAGUAAUCUAAUUAUCAUAACAGGAUCAUGUAUUUACCACUUAGUCUAUGUAAGGACCCUGUAUCAGCACCCGGUGUCUUAUAGUAAUCUCAUUAUCAUAACAGGAUCAUGUAUUUAUCACUAUAUAAGGACAUUAUCCGGAGUUUUAUAUUGAUAUUCAAAUGACAACUUAUGACCCUUGUCCAACCUUUGGAACAUAAAGGUACAUGCGGAAAGUCAUAUUUUCACCUUGUCACAAAACGUGUCGAAUCAAACACAAUAGUGCAUACACCACAGAGAAUGGAUUUACUCAUCUCAUGUACUAACUGAACUUCUAACCAACAUUAAUUAUGUUUACAUACCGA
Messenger RNA from Haliotis rubra (blacklip abalone), 3411 nucleotides. RefSeq lists its product as uncharacterized. Bases 144 to 764 code for a protein of 206 amino acids. NCBI's taxonomy places the organism in Eukaryota, Metazoa, Mollusca, Gastropoda, Lepetellida, Haliotidae. The transcript is spliced from 2 exons. The record is from RefSeq and is a predicted model, not a curated record.